AGCGCGCGUGCUGCUGGACCUGGACUCCCUCCAGACUGAGUGAACCAUGAAUGAACACAACAUGAAGAUGGAUCUCCUCUCCGUGAACUCCUCCUCGUGGAAAGCCGAGUCCGUGGUGGUCUCUCUGGGGUUCUCUCUGAUCUUCCUGCUCGGCACCGUGGGGAACUCUCUGGUCCCGGCGGUCCUGUUCCGUAACGGACAGAUGAACCACAAGACCACCAACCUGUUCAUCCUGAACCUGGGGGUCGCGGAUCUGUGCUUCAUCGUGUUCUGCGUGCCCUUCCAGGCCACCAUCUACACGCUGGAUGAGUGGGUGUUCGGAGCCGUGCUGUGUAGAGUCGUGCACUUCAUCAUCUUCCUCACCAUGUACGCGAGCAUCUUCACUCUGACUGCUGUCUCCAUGGACAGGUGUGUACUGGCCAUCUGCUACCCACUCCGCUCCAGACAGAUGCGAACGCCAAAGAACGCCCUCACCUCCAUCUGCCUGGUCUGGCUCCUGGCUCUGGUCUUCUCUGGUCCGUAUCUCAGCUACUACUCCCAGAUGGACCUGGGCGGCUCUGUGGUCUGUAUUCCCGCCUGGGAGUCCAGACCCCGCCUCAUAAUGGACACGUGCACCUUCGUCUUCGGGUAUCUCAUCCCCGUCCUGGUGCUCGGCCUCACCUACGCUCGCACCAUCAGGUACCUGUGGACCAGCGUGGACCCGGUGAAGGACGUCUCCGAGUCCAGGCGGGCCAAACGGAAAGUCACGAAGAUGAUCAUCAUCGUGGCCGUCCUGUUCUGCCUCUGCUGGCUCCCUCAUCACCUCGUCAUCCUCUGGAUGUGGUUCGGACACUUCCCGCUCAACCACGCCACCUACGUCCUGCGGAUCCUGUCCCACCUGGUGGCUUACACCAACUCCUGCCUCAACCCCAUCGUGUACGCGCUCGUCUCCAAGCACUUCAGGAAGGGCUUCAGGAAGGUGUUCAGCUGCUCUCUGACGAGGAGGGAGGUGAACAAGGUGCACGUGGUGCAGGCGGUGAACACCGGUCAGUAGCGAGGAGACGUUGAACUGAGGACGAUGGCGAGGAAGAGGAGCAGAAGCCAGACGAACAACACCGAGGAGCUGUUAAUACACGAUCUAAGAUCCCAUCGGCUGUUAUAUCACAGUGCAGCCAGCGGUUAGUGAUAAACCACUUCCUGUCAGGUU
Messenger RNA from Notolabrus celidotus (New Zealand spotty), 1186 nucleotides. RefSeq names its product galanin receptor 2a. Gene Ontology annotation, biological process: G protein-coupled receptor signaling pathway. Gene Ontology annotation, cellular component: membrane. The record is from RefSeq and is a predicted model, not a curated record. NCBI's taxonomy places the organism in Eukaryota, Metazoa, Chordata, Actinopteri, Labriformes, Labridae. Gene Ontology annotation, molecular function: G protein-coupled receptor activity.